Musa acuminata subsp. malaccensis (wild Malaysian banana) is the source of this 1008-nucleotide messenger RNA. RefSeq names its product phosphoglycerate mutase-like protein 2. Gene Ontology annotation, cellular component: cytoplasm. The record is from RefSeq and is a predicted model, not a curated record. NCBI's taxonomy places the organism in Eukaryota, Viridiplantae, Streptophyta, Magnoliopsida, Zingiberales, Musaceae. Gene Ontology annotation, molecular function: phosphatase activity.
UCCGUGUCGGACCGAAUCUCGAAGACCGAGAAUUCAACGUCACCACUUCCAUCGUCGUCUUCCUCGGCACCCCUCUUCUUCUCCUUGGCAGACUGGCCUGUUGGUUCGGCUUCCGUCCGUUUUACCUCCGGCUUCUCAGAAAUGGAUGGUGUCACUAGCUCAGGCUUGUUUCCAUUGCAGCGUUGCAAAACUAUCCACCUGGUUAGGCAUGCACAAGGUAUUCAUAAUAAGGGACAUGAAAAGGACCAUAGAGCAUACUCAUCUCCAGAGUUCUUUGAUGCGCACCUUACUCCACUGGGAUGGGAUCAGGUUGAUAAUCUCCGUAAACACAUUAAAUCUUGUGGCUUAUCAAAGAGAAUUGAAUUGGUUAUUGCAUCCCCUUUGUUAAGGACAAUGCAAACUGCAGUUGGAGUGUUUGGAGGUGAUGGCUAUGAUGAUGGAGUCAACAACACACCUCCUUUAAUGGUCGAAAAUACUGGAGAUAGUGGUCGCCCUGCAAUUUCAAGUUUGAACUGCCCACCAUUUGUGGUAGUUGAAGACUGUCGAGAGCGCUUGGGAGUUAACCCUUGCGAUAAGCGGCGAAGUAUAAGCGAGUAUCAGAAACUUUUUCCCGCAAUUGAUUUUUCUUUGAUAGAAAAUGAUGAAGACAUCCUGUGGAAAGCUGAUAUCAGAGAGACAGAUGAAGAGGUUGCGGCUCGAGGAGUGAAGUUUAUUAGCUGGUUGUGUACACUUAAAGAGAAGGAGAUUGCUGUUGUAACCCAUAGCGCCUUCUUGUUUCAAACCUUGCAAACGUUUGGUGGUGACUGCCAUCCCAUCAUUAAGGAGGAAAUCAGCAAACAAUUUGGGAAUUGUGAGCUCCGAUCCAUGCUGUUGGUUGACAGAAGCUAGAGUUUAUAGUCGGUCAGUGAAUUUGAUGCACUUAUAUGGUGUUAACUAUGCUUUGUUUAGAAAAUGGUGUGUUUGAUGCCACUAAUGUCUUUACUAUUAUUUAUGCAUCAGUGUUGCAUG